Helianthus annuus (common sunflower) is the source of this 629-nucleotide messenger RNA. RefSeq names its product glutamate receptor 2.7-like. NCBI's taxonomy places the organism in Eukaryota, Viridiplantae, Streptophyta, Magnoliopsida, Asterales, Asteraceae. The coding region runs from base 45 to 629 and encodes 194 amino acids. The transcript has 2 exons. The record is from RefSeq and is a predicted model, not a curated record.
AUGAAAACAACAUUGUGUUAAGAAAGAAUCUCACAGAAUUAAAGAUGCAUUAUUUUGCCACUUACCUAAUCUUUUUGGUUGCCUUCUCUUCUCGGUGGUUUCUUCUGCAAGCGGCAUUGACUGCAGAGAAAGGAUUCUCUAGGAUUGGUGUCAUUCUUGAUCAAACAUCUAGGCGUGGGAAAGAGGCCAAAGUUGCCAUUGAAAUAGCAAUUCAUGAUUUUAAUAAUGAAACUGAUCAGCCUUCUGUUUUAUAUCUUCAAAACUCGCGAGGCAAACAAAUACAUGCAGCUAUUGCAGCUAAAGAACUUAUUGAUGAACACAAUGUGAAGGCCAUUUUGGGAGCUCAUACAUGGGAUGAGGCAUCUGCAAUAACCGAGGUAAUCAGUGAAUCUGAUCACGAUAUCCCAGUUUUUCUAUCGUUAGCUGGCACAACUCCGCUUCAAGCAACAGAUCAAUGGCCACAUUUCAUUCAAUCCGUGCCUACACAAUCUGCACAAAUGAAUGCAGUGGCUGCUAUUCUACAGUCAUGGGGUAUAACUCAAGCUACUCUCUGUUGGUAUCAUCGUCAUCGGAAACCCAGGACCAAUCGGAAUGGAUGGUAUUGUGACCACAUACACAAUCCGUUUUGA